AUGCCCAAGGACUACACCACCAAGAGCUCUGGCACCAACAGCCAGGGCAACCAUUAUUGCGCUCGAGACUACGGUUCUAGUGCCUCUAACUCGAACUCUUAUCAUUACUCCAACACAGAUGGCUCCUACUAUUACUCCAACCCCAAUGGAAGCACGUACUACAACGAUGGUCAAGGUAGCUCAACCUACACGUCUCCCAGUGGCUACACUCACUCGUCCGACUCUGGCAAGAAAUAA
This is a messenger RNA of Fusarium mangiferae, 237 nucleotides long. RefSeq lists its product as uncharacterized. The record is from RefSeq and is a predicted model, not a curated record. Bases 1 to 237 code for a protein of 78 amino acids. The transcript has 3 exons. NCBI's taxonomy places the organism in Eukaryota, Fungi, Ascomycota, Sordariomycetes, Hypocreales, Nectriaceae.